This is a messenger RNA of Emiliania huxleyi CCMP1516, 581 nucleotides long. RefSeq lists its product as hypothetical. The transcript has 2 exons. Lineage: Eukaryota; Haptophyta; Isochrysidales; Noelaerhabdaceae. The coding region runs from base 1 to 411 and encodes 136 amino acids. The record is from RefSeq and is a predicted model, not a curated record.
AUGCCGCUCUCGGCACAGAAGCAGCGCGAGCGCCGCGCCGCGCAGCGCGCUGCCGAGGCUCAGGACGCGGCUCGCGGGCAGCGCAACCGCCCGGCGCCGAGCCGCCGCCGCCGCCGCCGCCGCCGCCGCCGCCGCCGCCGCCACCUCGCGCCUCGCCUCCGUCACCGCCGCCCUCCAUCUCGCAGCGGCGCGUCCCCGUCUGAUGGCGCGGGCGCCUCGCUCACCGGCGCCUCGCCGCCGCCCCCCCCCCUUCUCGCGCCGCUCCGCUCGUGGCCGCCGCCUCCCCUGUCAAUCCCGCCGCCUCCCCUGUCAUCCCGCCGCCCGCACCACCGCCGCCACCGCCUCGCGCCUCGCCGCCGCCGCCACCGACCGCCCUCCCCUGCGCCGCUGAGAGCGCGGUGCAGGGGGUGAGCCCCCGCUGCGCAGCCUCACCGUAGUGCACUGCGCUCUCCGCGCCCCUGACGAUUAGUGAGGAGGUGGUGUUGCACAGCAUGGAGCUCGGCGAGCGUUUAGCGAGCCCCUCAGCUAGUAGAGGGAAGAAGGGAGCGAGGGGCGUUUCGUUCUAAAUUUUGAUGAGAGGA